Messenger RNA from Rhopalosiphum padi (bird cherry-oat aphid), 4243 nucleotides. RefSeq names its product protein prickle-like. The transcript is spliced from 7 exons. NCBI's taxonomy places the organism in Eukaryota, Metazoa, Arthropoda, Insecta, Hemiptera, Aphididae. Gene Ontology annotation, molecular function: zinc ion binding. Bases 372 to 3377 code for a protein of 1001 amino acids. The record is from RefSeq and is a predicted model, not a curated record.
AAAGGAUACGACGAUCGCAGGCCGACUCGCCGCCGGUGUUUCCCCCACCCCUCUACCGACGCUACACCGUUGGCGAACCGUGUGCGGCUCGAGACCGGCCGUGGAAGAGGCGGGUAACGCGGCGGUGAUUGCGAGGCGACCGUGCUCGGUGGUGGCGAGGCGGACCAGUGUCCGAGACCGACCGGUAGCCUGCAGAGUACUGCGACGGGUUGUUUCGCCGUCGAUUCGUCUUCGCCGUUUCUGACGCGUAUAGUGCGCGUGCUCGUUCUUGUGCAUCAGAAUCCGUCCGCACGAUCAUUGCUAAAAAUUGUUUUAUCCGAUUGCCGUGAAACUGUGAAUUCUCGGCUGGGUCGUUCCAUUUUCCGCGCGCGAUGGGCGUCUCGGUAUACCGCGAAGUGACGAUGACUACAACCACCGCCGCCGCGACGGUCGCGUCUUCGUCGUCCGUCACCGCCACCGCCACCGCCAACAAGACGCCGUCGUCGAACGUGUUAAUGUGCCGCCAAUGGUGGAAAGUAUGUUGGAUGUAUGGAGAUCAAGAAAAAUAUUACAGACAGCUAUACGGAGCGACGAAAAAGCAAUCCGCUUCGUCUUCGGCUUUUGACGUCAACGGCAGUGGCGGCGGCGGUAGAGCCACGGUUAUGGAACUCCAGCAAAUGUCCACCGUAUCUUUUAUGCCACCUCCGCCCCGGCUCAACGAUAGACAAGUGUGCCGGAACUGUAACUGUCCACGGGACGACCACAGCAGUGGCGUCAACCACAAUAACGACCACUACCGAAAACAGCUAAAGGUCACCGAAACGGCCUCGUGUGGAGGAAGUAGUGCCGCGUCGAUAAUGUCAUCGUCGGCGGCGGCGACGGUGACCGCCGUCAAGCGGGGCACGCCUCCGCCACCAUUGCCGCCUUUACCCACGGGCCCGCCGGGUUACGACCAAGCGAUCGGUGGUUACGAGAAGCUGCUGGCCGCCACAGUAGCCGUGGGCGCGAUGGCCACGUCCACAGCGUCAGUGGCCACAGCCACCGGUCGCAAAGACCCGUUGGCUGUCGCUGCAAACCAUCACCACCACCACCACCAUCCGCACCAUUCUCAUGCAGCGGUGACGGCCACGGCGGGUGGUGGUGAUCCGCAACAGCGACACUCACACUCCGACGACGAUUCCGGGUGUGCGCUAGAAGAGUACACGUGGGUGCCCGCCGGACUCAGACCAGAUCAGGUGCACUUAUUCUUCUCUGGCGUGCCCGAAGACAAAGUGCCAUACCUUAACUCGGCGGGUGAGCGGUACCGUGUAAGGCAGCUCCUACAACAGUUACCACCACACGAUAAUGAGGUACGGUACUGUCGAGGGCUAUCGGACGAAGAACGCAAAGAGCUGAGGCUGUUCAGCGCGCAGAGGAAACGUGACGCUCUGGGACGUGGAGUGGCCAAGCAGCUGGUCGCUGACAUACCUUGUGCGAACUGUCAAGAGACCCUGCAGCCUGGCGACAUGGCAGUGACGGCGAGCAGAGUUGGGUCGGGCGCGGCUUGGCAUCCGGCGUGCUUCACGUGCCGUGUGUGCAAAGAAAUACUCGUCGACCUCAUAUAUUUCUACAAAGACGACCAUGUUUACUGUGGUCGACAUCACGCGGAAACGCUCAAACCCAGGUGUUCAGCUUGUGAUGAGAUAAUAUUGGCUGACGAGUGUACAGAAGCAGAAGGUCGUGCUUGGCACAUGAAACACUUUGCGUGCUUGGAGUGCGACAAACAGCUUGGAGGCCAGAGGUACAUCAUGAGAGACGGCCGGCCUUACUGUCUACAAUGUUUCGACGGCCUAUUUGCCGAAUACUGUGACUCUUGCGGCGAUCCUAUAAGCGUAGACCAUGGGCAAAUGAGUCACGAAGGACAACACUGGCACGCCACCGAACAGUGUUUCUGUUGUCACACGUGCAGAUCUUCGCUGUUGGGCAGACCGUUCUUGCCACGCCGUGGGGCCAUUUUCUGUUCAAUCGCCUGCAGCAAAGGUGAACCUCCAACGACAACGACAACGAUGACGACAUCGCAAAGGCCUGAAUCAGAAAUGGACGAUGCCGCUGCUGCAGUCGCGCAAACAGAGCAGACGACGCCCGCGCAAACGCUGCAACUACAACCGGUCGCCGCCGCGCCAGGCUCACCGGCCAGCGCCGGAAGACGGACCGCAUCGACAAACGGAUUCGCGUCACCCUCACCGUCACAACAAUCGGCGUGCCGGUCGCCGUUGAUGGGCCGCAGAGCGUUGCAGAAUGCCAACAACAGCAGUACAUCGUCGCCGUCGCCAACGCGCCACAUGCAACAACGGUCCGCGGGCGAUGGGGUAUUGGCGCCACACGUCGGUCGACCGAACGCCGUGGCCGCGCGCCCAUCUGAUUUGGAUGUAAGACAGCGGCGCCGGCGCAACGAUAUCGCCGUGGUCGAGUCCAGACGCGUAGUCACCGUAGUGGACAGAGACAACGGCGAUGACGUAGACGUGGCCACUGAUGACGAUGGCAGCAGUGGCAGACCACGCGGCCAUGGGUUCUCGGCCACGUCGUCAGCUGUCAUCGCGGUCGACCGAACUGACGGCGGCCGGUUAGACGACACGCUUUACGAGCUGCAACGGUUGCUGAGCAACGGAAAACUGCCGCAAAGAUUUCUGGAAAAGCUCAUCUCAGACGACGAGAUCACCGACCGACUACUAAAUGAGUUCGAAAAACUCACAACCGCCGCUGCGGCCACCGCCACGGCCGCCGCCGUAGAACCAUCGCCACCGUCCUCUUCGUCUUCAAGCCGACGGCCUGUGGUCGACCGUCGACUAACCGGCGCCACUCCGCCGUCCACCGCCAUUGUUGCGACCGCAAACGCACCACCACAGCCGCGUCGUGCUUCAUCGUCGUCGUCCACGCCUGAAACGGUGGCCACCGGUGGCAGAAGAUCCGUCCGCUUCGACGGCACCGCUUUAUCGUCUGCCGACCCACCGGCUUCCGGACGGACCAGACGUCGGCGCCGGGAAGGCCGGAACAACCGGAGUCGGAGCCGGAGCCGAAACAGCAGACCCGUUCCGCCGCCGCCACCGCCGCCGACCGGUAACGACGACGGCGAUGACUCGUCCGCCGAACACGGUUGCUGUUCUACGUGCUCAUCGAGUUCAGGCAGCGAGCUCGACGACCUGUCUGUGUACCGGUUACCGGCUCGCCGGCCGUACGGCCCCGGAGCAGGCGCCGCAGCCAGGAUCUCUUACGUGCCUAACGACGCCAUAGCGUACGCCAAGCAGCAGGCCACUGCCCACCGGUCGCCCGGCAGGAGAACAGCGGCCGCUGGCCAGUCGCCACAGCACCUACAGCAGCAACAGCAGUCAGUGGAUGACAAGAACUGCGUCAUACAAUAGUGAUAUAUAUGCAAAUAUGCAGUACAAUAUGCUACGUUAAUGUGAUCUAUAUAAAAACGAUAAUUGACUGCUGUAAAGCAAUGGGGGACGAACGAAACUAUAAGUUGAUGGGUUCUUAGGAAUACCAGUUAUUGUUCAAUACCGAAAUAAUACCAUGUACUAUAUAAUGUAUGAGUUAAUGCCGUUGACGGUUUUUUCGGUAUGUACCGCGUCAACCCUGAGUCACACUAUUAGGGUCUAAGCGCCACCCAUAUGUCAUGGCAUUGAUAUUAUAAUUAUCUCUUUCGAACAUAAACGAAUUCUUGUGUCAAAAAGUUAAUAAGAAUAAUAGUAGGUCGUCCCUUGACCAAUAAGCUAUAGGUACAAGGCGCAGGUCUGGAAUUCACUUCACAAUGUCACUAGCGUACUCCUAUUUAAUAUAAUAUAAUCGGAUGUAACAUUUGUAUUUAUCAUGCUGUACAUGUAUAAUGUAUACAGUAUACCCAAUGAGUUAAUUUUUUUUUUUGAGGGGGAGGGGUAGAAUUUGGAAAAAAUACAUUAGUACCCUCUUGUUAAAAUAUAUGGGACUAGUUCCCAUUUGCCCCCUUAAUUACGCCUAUACACGUGUGUCUUCCACGAUAGUGUUAUGUAUAUAUUAAAUGUUAUGUGUAUAUUGUAAUCGUAUAAAUUAUAGACAAAAGUUUGUUAUAUACAUUUAUAUUAUGUUUAAUUGACGUAUUGUAUACUCCACUCGUGUAUAAUAUUGAUAAGUGAUAACAUUAAAAAAUUGUAGGUACUUGCCUAAUUUUUUUGUUCGAACAGAUUUGUGAAUAAUAAAAUAAAUUAUUUAUGUUUGAAAAAACAAUAAAUGAAUAUGUUUUUUUUUU